This is a messenger RNA of Notodromas monacha, 1367 nucleotides long. NCBI's taxonomy places the organism in Eukaryota, Metazoa, Arthropoda, Ostracoda, Podocopida, Cyprididae. The record is from the annotation of a GenBank genome assembly.
UUUGUUUUGUUUUACAGGAGCUCAAACUUUUUUUUCAUUUUCUUCGUUUCUCUGACGCACUAAAAAAAGGAGUGAAAAGUUAUUCAGUGGACCAGCGACAGAGACUCGGUUUUUUUCUUUUGGUUGAUGGCUGCGAGACUGGAUUCGCAGUUGAUUCGGUUCUUGGUGUCUUGAUAAUAAUAAUUGGGGCACGUGAUUCAGCAAAAAACAAAUAAAAAAUGCGGCUGAACCCGGUGUAUUUUGCCAAAAGUAUCGGGCGAAUGCUCGAGUACUACUCUCAGUUCAAUCCGUCGCCCUUGUCCAUCAAGCAGUUCAUUGACUUUGGCCUUAAUGCGACGGAGAGGACGUCCUUCAACUUCCUCCGGCUGGAAUUGCCCGUGAGGCUGGCCAACAUCAUGGCUGAAAUCCAGCUGCUUCCCGAGCACCUGUUGGCGAUGCCGUCAUUUCUGGACACACUGGUCAAGAUUCGUAACCGACAUUCGAGCGUGGUGGAAACGAUGGCGCAAGGAGUGAUUGAGUUGAAGGAGAGCAAGAAUGUGGACGCUGUGACGGAGAAUGCGAUUCAGUAUUUCUUGGAUCGGUUUUACAUGUCGCGAAUCUCGAUUCGCAUGCUCAUCAAUCAGCACACUUUGUUAUUUGGAGGAGACCUCAACAGUCUUCACAGCAACAUUGGCUGCAUCGACACGCAGUGCAGCAUUGUGAAUAUCAUACAUGACGCAUUUGAGAAUGCGAGGUUCCUGUGUGAGCAAUAUUACCUGACUUCGCCUGAACUUGUUGUCAGAGGCGUGGAUGGGAAAGAACCCAAAGACCUGCAAUUGGUAUAUGUUCCGUCGCACUUGUACCACAUUUUCUUCGAACUGUUCAAGAACGCCUUGCGAGCAGUUGUGGAACAUCAUGGCUCAGGUGCAUCCGAGUAUCCUCCGAUUGACGUGCGAAUUUCGCUCGGGAAGGAAGACUUGUGCAUCAAGAUGUCGGACCUGGGCGGAGGGAUCCCACGCAGCGCCCUGGAUCUCCUGUUUGCCUACACGUAUUCCACUGCGCCGCAACCAUCACCCAGUGGUUCCGGAUCAGCUCCACUUGCAGGAUAUGGGUAUGGAUUGCCUUUAUCAAGGCUCUAUGCUAGAUAUUUCCGCGGAGAUCUGCUGGUGACAUCUAUGGAUGGUUAUGGAACUGAUGCACUUGUCUACCUUAAGGCAUUGUCAAGCGAAGCAAAUGAACUGCUACCAAUAUUCAACAAAGCAACUUCAAAGAAUUACGAGACAUCCGUGCAAACGUCUGACUGGAGUGUUCCUGGCCAAUUCUUUUCUCAUGUCAGGCAUUUUUCAACCGCGAUGCCGAAUGCUGUCCCCAGGAGACUGAUUGUGUGA